UCGUGCGCCAUAGUCUAUUCUCCUCCCCAUGGUCUCCUCCUCACGUUCUCUACUCCCCAUGGUCUCCUACUCCCCACGAUCUCCUCCCCAUGGUCUCCUCCUCCCCAGAGAAAGUAAAUCAAUCAUAUCUCUCAAAUUGGAGCAAGGAAAUUAGGAAACCAAUCUGGUGCGCUCACGCCAUGGAAUCUCUCAUCCUCCUCCCAUGGAAAAAACAAACAAACAAAUCUUUCUCAAAUUGGAGCAACCAAGUUGGGGAAUAGAUCAGUCCUAGGAUUCAAUCCUAGGUUUGCUGACGUACGCUCUUUGGGAACUUCGUGGAGAUCGCGACAGGGCAGAACCAAGCUCAUGCUGCCAUCUUAUAAAUUAACUGCAGCCUGACACAAAUAAUCUACACAUCAAGGAGGCUCUUGUCGGUCGUGAACAUCGUCGCUGGUGAACCAUCUCCUAUUUGGUCAGUUUCUUUUGUUUGCCUUCAAAACAAUGGCAUACGAUAUGCUCCGUGAGAUUAGCAAUCAGAAGGAUUCCUGGAAAGUAAAGGUCAGAAUAAUUAGGCUAUGGGAUGCCAUUAAUCUCAACAACAAUGAACUUAUUAGCCUUGACAUGAUACUACUUGAUGAAGAGGGUACUAUGAUACAUGGCAAGGUAAUGAAGCAUAUGGUUAACAAGUUCAGACCAUUGAUCCAAGAAGGUUUAGUCUACAUGAUAGCAAAUUUUAAGGUUAUGUCUGCAAUGAAUUUCCGUCCAGUUGAAAGCGAAAAGGUUAUAAAUUUCUUGCACACGACAAAACUCAAGAGAUAAAAGGUCAAAAAUUAUAUCAAAAUAGCAGAACAAAGCUUCACAUUUUGUACUAUUGAAGUUCUUUCCAUAAGAGACAGCCAAAAGAUUUACUUAUCUGAUGUCAUUGGCAUAGCAAGUUGCAUAUGGCAUAUUGAAGAAACACAGACAACCCACGGGAUUUCAAAGACUCGAGAUAUUGUGCUUCGGAUUGAGGAUCAAAAAAUUAAUAUUAGACUAUGGGGUAAUAAGGUUGGUCAAAUUGAUGAAGAUUCUUUGGGGCGUGUGGUCAUAGUAACAUCAACUACUGUUAAAAAACUGAAAGAGUACUCGCUGUCAUCUACAGGUGCGACCAGAGUUUAUAUCAAUUUGGAUAUCCCUGAAACAAAUGAGCUUCAAACGAGGUAUUGCUUGCAAGAUGGUAUGGUAGAAGAAAUAGAGCCGGAAGACCACUUGCAAGGCACAAUUCGAGAACAGAUGCUCUAUAACAGAAGAACCCUAAAAGAAAUAACUGAAAUUACAUAUGAAUCUGAAAAAUGGAAGCAAUGAUUAAGUUAAUUAAUACAUCAGAUGAGUGGUACUACAUAGGAUGUCGCAGAUGCAA
Triticum dicoccoides is the source of this 1378-nucleotide messenger RNA. RefSeq lists its product as uncharacterized. The record is from RefSeq and is a predicted model, not a curated record. Lineage: Eukaryota; Viridiplantae; Streptophyta; Magnoliopsida; Poales; Poaceae.